Molecule: messenger RNA, 450 nt
Organism: Gymnogyps californianus (California condor)
Lineage: Eukaryota; Metazoa; Chordata; Aves; Accipitriformes; Cathartidae
Product: calmodulin, striated muscle
Exons: 1
Coding region: 1-450 (149 amino acids)
Biological process (GO): regulation of ryanodine-sensitive calcium-release channel activity
Molecular function (GO): calcium ion binding
Source: RefSeq, a predicted model, not a curated record
AUGGCCGAGCGGCUGUCGGAGGAGCAGAUCGCCGAAUUCAAGGAGGCUUUUUCCCUUUUUGACCGGGAUGGAGACGGCUGCAUCACCACGAAGGAGUUGGGCACCGUCAUGCGCUCGUUGGGGCAAAACCCCACCGAAGCGGAGCUGCAGGACAUGGUGGGGGAGGUGGAUGCUGACGGCAGCGGCACCAUCGACUUCCCCGAGUUCCUCUCACUGAUGGCGAGGAAGAUGAGGGACACGGACAGCGAGGAGGAGAUCCGCGAGGCUUUCCGCGUCUUCGAUAAGGACGGCAACGGCUACAUAAGCGCGGCGGAGCUGCGGCACGUCAUGACCAACCUGGGUGAGAAGUUGACGGACGAGGAGGUAGAUGAGAUGAUCAAGGAGGCCGACUGUAACAAUGACGGGCAGGUCAACUACGAGGAGUUCGUGAGGAUGAUGACGGAGAAGUGA